Messenger RNA from Eutrema salsugineum, 1608 nucleotides. RefSeq names its product protein CHUP1, chloroplastic. The record is from RefSeq and is a predicted model, not a curated record. NCBI's taxonomy places the organism in Eukaryota, Viridiplantae, Streptophyta, Magnoliopsida, Brassicales, Brassicaceae. Gene Ontology annotation, cellular component: chloroplast outer membrane. The transcript has 5 exons. Bases 1 to 1152 code for a protein of 383 amino acids. Gene Ontology annotation, biological process: chloroplast organization.
AUGUUACCAAAUGGAGAAGAUGAUUCGGAUCUCAUGCGUCUGGUUAAGGAGCUUCAAGCUUCUCUAAUGAGGAAUGAUAAGCUGGAGAAGGAAAAUAAUGAGCUGCGUCAAGAAGUCGUCCGCCUAAGAACACAAGUAAGCAAUCUUAAAGCACAUGACAACGAGAGGAAAGCAAUGUUGUGGAAGAAGUUGCAGAGCUCAUAUGAUGGCGGCAACACAGACGGAUCAAACCUGAAAGCGCCAGAGGCAAAGAAUCCAAACCCAAAGCCAAUGGUCAAAGAACAGUCUACAGGUAUAAACAGACCGCCGCCACCUCCACCACUACCAUCAAAAACAACACUUGGAAAAAGGUCUGUGCGGCGUGCGCCAGAAGUUGUAGAGUUGUAUCGUGCCCUCACCAGGAGAGAGUCUCAUACGGACAACAAGAUCAAUCAGAAUGGAGUUUUGUCUCCUGCAUUCAGCAGAAACAUGAUUGGUGAAAUCGAGAACCGCUCCAAAUAUCUUUCCGAUAUCAAAACUGAUACUGACAGACACAGAGAACAUAUCCAUUUGUUAAUCAGUAAGGUGGAGGCUGCAACAUUUACAGACAUAUCAGAAGUGGAAACGUUUGUGAAAUGGAUAGACGACGAACUAUCUUCCUUGGUUGAUGAAAGGGCAGUCCUAAAGCAUUUCCAAAACUGGCCCGAACGCAAAGCAGAUUCCCUAAGAGAAGCUGCUUGCAAUUACAGAGGGCUAAAGAACCUUGAAACCGAAAUUUUGUCAUUCAAGGAAAAUCGAAAGGAAUCUCUUAAGCAGGUCUUGCAAAAGAUUCAAUCGUUACAAGACAGGUUAGAAGAAACUGUUAACAACACAGAGAAGAUAAGGGACAGUGCAGGGAAGAGAUACAAGGAUUUUCAGAUACCGUGGGAGUGGAUGCUCGACGCAGGAUUGAUUGGACAGCUUAAAUACAGCUCGAUGAGGCUAGCUCAGGAGUACAUGAAGCGAGUAAUCAACGAACUGGAAUCAAAUGGAGGCGCUAAAGAAGGAAAUAUUAUGCUUCAAGGGGUCAGAUUUGCCUACACAGUACACCAGUUUGCUGGCGGUUUUGACGGAGAAACAUUACACAUAUUUAAUGAGUUAAAGAAGAUCACUACAAGUGAACCGAGAAGAUAAACUGUUGACAACUUAGAAAAAUCGGAGUUGAUUUUGGGUAUAAAAGACUUGUGUGGUCUAGUGCAACAACUAAGAGAGUGAACCAUGUUGUAAUUUAGCUUUUAAGAUUACGCAUUAGACAUAAGAAACUAGAGCUAAAUUAUUGUACUAUUCAAGUCUUAGUUGCUCUUUGUAUUAAUGUCUAGAAACUAAAUUGCAGAUAUCAAUACACAACACCACUAGGGUUAUAAAUAAAGGUAACAGGGGAAAAACAGCCUUCACUGAUCGAUCUGCGUCCUUUCAACAUUUUUCUGAACAUUUUGAAGCACAUGCAUCAGAAUAAAAACUAUCAAACACAUUAUCCAAUAACACAAUCCAUCUUAAGACCGAUUAAAUUUUCGAAGGCGAGAAGUCGACUAAACAGACACCAAGUCUCAACCCGUCGGAAAGAUUCCGGCGAAAACGGAAAGGAGAGGA